AUUCUAGUUAAAAUUAUCUUCUGAUAUUGUUGGUUUUCUUUCAUAAGGCUACCAGAUUGUAACAUACAUUUGUCUCCUGCAAAUUAAGCAUGGUGCACGUGUAUGGCUGACGAAACAUUGUUAACAGAUUGUACAUAAAGCAGUAACACGAAUACAUGGCUGUCGAACCGAUGUUAUAAGAUUAUACAUUUAGCAGACUUCAAAGACCUGCGGACAGACGCCAUGUGGAGAUACCUACGCCAAGUUCUGCUGUGAUGAGAACAUGGCGAGAAUAGAGUCCGGUCAUUGCUGCUGCAAUUAUGACGGGACAAGCUCCUCUGUGGAAUGUCAAAGCAGCUCAGGCGGCUUCCCAUGGUGGGGCGUAUUCCUUAUUGUACUUUUCAUCAUUGCUGUAUUAGUUGCCGUGGGAAUUGUGGUCUACAGGAAGAAACUUUACUCUAGAUUUUUUUAGAAUGACACAAAUGGUAUUGGCGCUUUUAAACAUAUCCCAAAACUUGCAGAUAUAUUUAUUUGUGUUAUUUGUCGUUAGUUCGAAUGAUCAAUGUUGUGAGUGAAGUACAUAACAGAUAAGGACAGUUAUGCAUGUUUUUUCUGCGGUCAUAUACUUCACAGGUGAAGUAUAGAUUGUUGUUUAUACAAGAUCUACUUGUUUCUACAUAUCGUACUCUUGCUUACAUUUUUACUGACCUUUCAUUGUUGACUUGCUUAGGAUGUUGUUUUUUCAAACACAGUUGGGUGCUCAAUGUGUUGAUUGUUUGUGUAAUGUUUUCCAUGUUUCAGUUUUCGCCAUAUUUUCCCUUCAUUUAAUCAUGUUUAUUGUUACUAGCUCUCUAUUUAUUUCAUUGAGUGGUCACUGUUUCAUACCAAAUAUAUCCUAUUGGGACCGUUUGAGAAAGUGUAUGGUGCAAUUAAAACAAUCGCAUAAGCACAACUAUACUUUACUUCUUUUUGUGAGAACAUACCAGAAAUUAACCGAUACUUUUUGAAUGCAACAUGCGGCAUUUACCAUGUACCAUGUCUUUUGAUUGUUAUUACAAACUAGUAACGCCUUGGCUAUUUAAUAAGUAAAUUGCAUAUGUGUACAAAUGCUAUGCAACUUGCCUUUAAUGAUAAUCUUCGUUUUGAUGUGGUUUCAUUCACUAAUCGUUUGUCAAUAAUAAAAGGACUUGUUCACAAGAGGUUUGUAUUAUUUUACAAUAUUAUUACGCGCUGUUGGAAUUGUGGUUAACUCCCCUGUGACACGAACAUGGAAAAACUUGCUCGUCUUUAAAAUAUAUUUAUGUGAGUGAAUAGUGAUAUUUCGGUGAUUUUGGAAGGAUACGUCGAUUUGGAAAACACUUGGUAACCUUUUUGAGCAUGUAAAUCUACUUAUAUACAAAGACAAUAAUCAGAAAUAUGGCUUUUAAUAUGUCGUUCGUAGUGUAAACUGUGUCAGGGGUGGGCGACGCCAUUUCUAUUCAUUUAAAGUCGUAUACGUGAUCAUUAAAAGCACGAGGAUAUAUGUAUACAAAAGGAGAUUAAGUGAAUGUACACAGACUAUCGCCAAUUACGGUGACUAUACUGCGCAAAAUAGAUAUGGCAAACGUCGAACAACCAGUUAAUCAACUCGACUCAACAGAAAUCGAAGAUGCGAAUAAGAAACGAAAAGCAGCGAGUGUAAGCAGCGUGAGUGAAGCUGACACGAGUGUAGUAGUAGGCGAAACAAAACAAAAGAAUUCGAAGCAGCGUAGAAAGAAAUCAAAAAUAAAUCCAGUUAAGGAGGUUAAAGAUACCAGUGAACAGAGUGAUACAGAGGUAGAAGAUGAAAGUAAUUGGAUGAGAAAAGAAUUGGCGGAAAUCAACAAAAAACUCAGUAAUAUGCUGACCAAGAAUGAUAGUGGGCUAAAAAUCAUGAUGAGAGAACUAAUUAAAGAGAUGAAGGAUGAACUGUUAAAAUCAGUGAUGCACAAAAUUGAAACACUUGAGGGCACCAUUUUUGAAAAACAGCAAGUAAACGACAAGCUCGCAAAUGACGUUAAAAGACUAGAAGAAAAAUUAAAUAACGAAAAAGAAGAGAAGCAGCAAUUAAAAAUGGAAAUGACAAAACAACAAUUAAUACAUGAUGAAAAAUUAAACGAACUCGAACAAUACAGCAGACGUAACAACAUACGGCUAUCUGGCUGUGUAGAUAAAGAAAGAGAAACAGCUGAAGAAUCUGUGAACAUAGUAUUGAAAACACUUAAUGCAAAAAUGCCGACAAUCAAACUAGUCAAGGAAGACAUUGACAUAGCACACAGAGUGGGAAAGUUUGAACAAAAUAAACACCGACAAAUUAUUGUAAAACUGCAAUCCCGGAUGAAGAAGACCCAAAUAAUGCGCGAAAAAAAGAACCUUAAAGGCGAGAAGCUGUAUAUAAAUGAAGACCUGACAAGACCUAACCAAGAGGUGUUUCGAAGUGUACGACUGAAGAGGAAAGACCUCAUACAAUCGACAUGGACCAAUGAAGGCAGCAUAAAAUAUAGAGACUAUCACGACCACGUGCACACACUACACUUCAGUAACUUCAAAUACUGGUUGGCCAUAGAAGUCCACAGAGUAGUUUAAUACUAUGUACAAUUAUAUAUAUUUCUCUAGUUAAGAAAUAGAAUGCCUGUUGUGUUUUUUUCUCCAGUAUACACUCAUGUGAGUUAAAAGCGUAUUACAUCAAGUUGUUUAUACAAUGAGAAACACUCAACACGUUUAAAUAAAGUAUUGUAACUAAGACAACAAAUAAUGUCAAAUAUUGGAAUUAUAUGUAAGCUUUGAAAAUUACAAUCCCUUUAUGACGAUAAGAGUCUGUAGAUGUUUUAAUAUGAAGGUACAUACACUGUAAAAGUAUACACUAAGUUAAAAUUAGCAUACUAUACUUGCAUCACGAGGCGAAAUACACAGCUCCUUUUUUUAAAAUAUAUAAAUCAAAAGUGUAUGUUUUUUUUAAUAAUAACACUAAAUAAAAGCGUAUAAUUUUGUAUGCAAAGUAAAAUGGUGCACAACUAAAAGCAAGUAAGAUUGGUGGUGUGCGGAUGAAUAUGUUUGUGUUGUGUGUGUGUGUUUUUUUAUUCAGAAAGUGCAUGAAAUACAAUACUAGGCUUAAACAAGAAAAGCCGUUGUAACUGGUAAAGUGAUUUUUUUUACCAUACACCCCCAAGGAUAUUCUCACAAUUUCGUUUUCAAUGUGAGAGUAACCUUUGUUCGUUCAUUUUUUAUAGGGCGGGGGGGGUGUUAUUCAUUUAAUCUUAAAAAUAAAAAUAUGCCUGUAUAGUACAUUAAUUAUAUCUUACAUUAAUUUAACAUAUGUCCUUUAUGAACCCUUAGUCAAUCUCACAGUUUUUUUUAUGUAUUUGUUGUUGCUUUUUUUCGAUGUGAGCGUGACAAAUAGGGUUAGCAUAUGUAUUUUGUUAUACAUUUUAAUAAUUGUGUGGAUUUUUAUAAAAACGCAAAGUUAAAUCAACGACAAACUAUUGAAAGGAAAUGUAAAUUGUAACAUUUCCAUCAAAUGCGUAUCUAUGUAUCAAAAGUAUAUCAAAUUUGUAUAAUUGAGAAUAUAAUGAAUAGUACGUACCUUUAACUGUAUAUGAUUUUUCUUUUGAUACAUCUGUGCUAUGUUUAGCCUUUAGUUUAAACCAUACUCUUAAAGAUACCUAUACUAUAUAGUACAAUGUUGCUAAGUUUAUAUAGAAUUGCUUACGCUGUGGUAACUUUUUUAUUUUAUGUGAAUCUUAAUCAAAUAUCUGUA
Messenger RNA from Dreissena polymorpha, 3754 nucleotides. Its product is annotated as chromatin assembly factor 1 subunit A-like. NCBI's taxonomy places the organism in Eukaryota, Metazoa, Mollusca, Bivalvia, Myida, Dreissenidae. The record is from RefSeq and is a predicted model, not a curated record. The transcript has 4 exons. The coding region runs from base 1576 to 2583 and encodes 335 amino acids.